AUGUCUUUCCUUCAUGGAGUUUUAAGUAACAUUAAGCCUAAAUUAGGCUUACAUAAAGAUGAUAUUCAAAGUGCAAUUAAUGCUCUUAUCACCCAUAAACAUCGUGGUAAAGAGGGUUUUAAUGCUGCGAUUAGCAAGGUGGUGGAGGGGGUGAAGCAGUAUAAUGAGGGUGUGAAGGCGUCGAACAAAAAGGUGAGUGAUGUUAUUAAUACUUUGCAGGGACAGAUGACUAAGCUCAAACAAAAGGUAAGUGAAAUUCAUGAUUCUCAUUCUGAUACAGGUGCAAUGGACAACAAGGUGAAGGAGUGUCUCCAGCAGGCACAGGACUUUAUCGAUAAUAUUGCACAUAAUAGCGAACACGUUAGCGAUUUGUCAGAUGACUUGAAACGUAAUGUUAAUAGUGCUAGAGAUAGUAUUGCGUAUCAGCGUGGUGAAUUAGUGAGGAUUCAUGGGUUGCAGGCGGGGCAGCUGAAGGCGGUGGAGCAGGGUGUCAUCAAGGCGCUCAGGGCGGCUGGAACGGAGAUUAAUGAAAGAAUCAAGAAAGAUGUUGAAGCUCUAAUCAAGAAAUGGGAACAAAAGUUGUUGGCGAUUUUAGCAUCCCUCAGGGAAAUUGAUGAGAAGCUGCAGAAGUACGUCAAGGAAUUGCAGGCAUGGAUCGAGGAGGCAUUCAAGGUCAUUGGACAAGCAGAAGAUAGAGUGAGAGAGAUAUCUGACAAGGCAAACGGCGGUACCGGAACUAAGAAAUUUGAGAUUGAUAGAGAUCUAACAGAUGUAGGAUAUCAACUCGGCCAAAAAGUCUCCCAGCUGGACGAGUGGAACACCGCGGCCGGGAAAGUUGUGGAUGCCGCUUUGCAAAAUGUUAGAAGCAUUCUUGCUCAGCUUACUGAAGAUAAAAAGAACGCUAUCACUACCGCGGUGCGGCGGUUAAAAGAAACCGGUCAGCAACAAUUGGAAACGUCCACAACGGAGAAGCUGAGGAGUAUUUCCCACGAGGCCAUGUAUUCCCUGGAGAAUCUUGGCACUGAAAUAACGACAUUGGUAGACGAUAUAGUGUCUCAUAUUUCAAAUGGAUCUAAUACCGUUCAGGCUACACGUGGCUACUUCAACGGGUAUAAUGUAUCCGGGUAUUUUCAACAAUUGGACACAAUUUCUAAACAGAUCAUUGGUACUGCUAAAGGCACCAACGGUGUGGGAGCUUCGCAGCUAUCUCCAUCACUACAGCAGUUGGAUGAUUUGCAGAAGCGAGAUGCAAUUAUGCAACUUUCACAGUCCUUUGGCAAUUCACAUAUGCAAAGUCAGUUGACAGCCACCAAUCUCCAAAACCUCUACACAUGCUCGGACGCCAUUAAAAUUCUCCUUAGAAAUUAUGUGGAUUCACUAAAUCUGCAAAUUACAAAUGUGCUACAAAAUACAAAUUCACAAAACCUUACCGAUAAUACUAGUCCACUUCAAAGUGUCCUUGGAAGUGCCGCGGCCUUUGCUAGCCAACUUCACACUCAGCUUCAGCGCAAUAGUAGAUUGUCACGUGGCCGGCAGGCAGCUCCUAACUUAGCUGGUCUGGAGCAUGCUUCUCAUUUACUAAGUGAAUUGUCACAGAGGGUGAAUGCUUUUCCUGCUGGCAUCAACAGCCUCACGCAGCAGCUUGACAGCCUUGCACUAGGCAUCACUGGUCCAUUCACCACCCUCAUCCAGGCAGUUAGUAAAGCUACAAACCCACCCGAUGGCCUUAAAAAGCAAUUGGAAACCGAAUUAAAAACUGAUGGCCUUGGCAGUGGAUCAACCUGGACAAUUGACAAACAUUCCGCCAAAGGCCUCGCGCUGAUCCAGAAGGAGAUUGAGAAGCUUAAGAUUCACGAUGUUGGAAAUGUGCUUGGGAACAUCGCUCAAUUCUGCUCGGAGAUUACCAACGAGAGUGCUAGUGCCAACGGCCAUUUAAACACUCUACGAGAGAGCAACAUAAAAGUUAAACUGAGAGAGAUUGAGAAGCAAAUUAGUCAACUUCAAAAGGUUACGCUUACGUCUACCAUCACUACUGGUGAUUCAUUUUUCAAAGAAGCCGAUGAGUUGCUUAAGAAUAUCAUUGAAGCCCUCAAGCAACACGUCAUCUCCCAAGUCCAAAAAGCCGAAACCGCCAUCACCCAGGACCUCCGCGCGAAAUACGUCACGUUCAUGAAAGCCCAGCUGGAAGCCUUCGCCGCGAAAUGCCAGGCGGAGCUCAACGAACUGCCGGCAAAAAUCACCGCGGACGCGGACAGAGGCGCGAAGGGGUUCAUGAAGAAGAUGGAAAGCAUUGUCGGCAGGCUUCACAAGCAUGACGACGUGAGCGUAUUAUCUACCAACGCCAGCGUAGUUAUAACGGUUCUCACGGACCACGUAAAAACUCUUUUAGUUCGUAAGACUGGAAUUCGCAGUCAUGUUAAAUUAAUCUACUUGCUUGUUCACAAGAUGUUCGAGGAACUCGGUAACUCUAAACACUUCGAUCCCACAUUCACCGAUAACCUUCACACCCUAAAAUCCAAGCUUAAUGACCUAACACCUAAACAGUUCGGCGAAGAGUCCACUGCCCUGUUACAGUCCCUCAAGGACGGAAUGACGGCGCUGACCGACGUGCUGUCCAAGUGCUACAUAAACGCCUACGAGGGCGCUAAGCCGAUCGAAAAGUGGACUGAGCCUCUGACUGCUGACCAGGCAAAAGAGAAGCUGACGCCGGACGGCGAGCGCUGCGCCAAGGCGUGUCUCACCAUAGUUCCCAUCAUACGGGAAACGUUAGGUGAACUUGCAGGGCAUCUUGAAAAAGAUGAUAGUGCAUGGCGAAAGUAUAAAAUGUACACUUCCACAAAACAAGCUCGCAGCUUACAUAAAGAAUUCUUCCGUGAAAACGGUUACGAUAUCACUCUUAGCGACAGUGCCGAUAGCGGUGAACUUAAUCAUAAAGACACCUUUAAAGCCGGUGAACAUGUACUGUUUAGUCCUAAGUCUGACCCCUCAGCUCCCGGUGCUGCAGAACUAGAUGGGAUAAGCGUUGAGGUUUCCGAAGAAAAGGGCUUAAUCCCUGAACUUAAUUCAUAUCACCAAUUGUUCUUACAGCACAUUAAUUCCGAGUUCAUGGUGGCAGAUAAGGCGGAGCCAACUAAGAAAUCAGUUAAGCCCAUUGAGGCGUCUCCCUCAAAUGUAACUGCACCUAUAACAGUAAAAGCCUUGACAAAGAUGUGUGAGAAGGCGUAUCCCGUCCUCACUUCUAUACUGGGUAAUGGGCACGCCAGUGGUAUCUACGCCGUUGAGUUCUCCAACAAUUCACUGAAGCUGUACUACCCUAGUUCCAUGGUACAAUUGCUGUCUACACUUCCUAUACCAACAAUGCAAAUAUGGCUCCGACCAAAGCGGUUGGAGAGAGUGUUGGUACGGCAACCAAAUCGGUGCUGUCCCAAGUCGUCGCCUAGCACGCCAUGUAAGACGCCCAUGGGAUUCCCUGAAAUCGCUGUGACCGCGUCUCAUAGGAACACUGGAAAGCAUAUUUACGAUGUGCUUCGUAAUUUCUGUAGCCGAUCUGAUAAGCCACUGAGUCAACUGUGCCGUUACUUGCAGUGUCUCCUCCAUCGCACCCCGCAGUCGCUUGACGACAUGUGGGCAUUCUAUUACAAUUUCUUAACUGAGUGGCACGGCAAAGGCAGACGUGACGAAGUAGGUCUGAAGCAUAAGAAGGAGGCAUUUGAGAAUGCUGUCAACGCAGCGAAUUUCAAACGUGAAUAUGAAGGCUUAAAGGUGCAGUCUAUCUUGUCAACUAGUCACACAUCAAAAUCCAUGGGACAUCCCAACGGUGAUCUCUUCAGCCUUAUUUGCAAUUCAAAGCUGCGCGGCAAAUGCGGUCCAUAUUUGCAUUCGCUUACCAAUGAUAUCGCUGGCAUAUACUCAAAGAAGUAUGCUGGCAGAUAUUUAUCAUGGAUUGUUUACCUCACGCAGACAUUCUACAGCUUACUCCAAAGUCUCUACGAGGUGCAAUAG
Babesia ovata is the source of this 4002-nucleotide messenger RNA. RefSeq lists its product as uncharacterized. The coding region runs from base 1 to 4002 and encodes 1333 amino acids. The transcript has 5 exons. NCBI's taxonomy places the organism in Eukaryota, Apicomplexa, Aconoidasida, Piroplasmida, Babesiidae. The record is from RefSeq and is a predicted model, not a curated record.